This is a messenger RNA of Chanos chanos (milkfish), 1764 nucleotides long. Its product is annotated as meprin A subunit beta-like. Bases 1 to 1764 code for a protein of 587 amino acids. Gene Ontology annotation, biological process: proteolysis. NCBI's taxonomy places the organism in Eukaryota, Metazoa, Chordata, Actinopteri, Gonorynchiformes, Chanidae. Gene Ontology annotation, molecular function: metalloendopeptidase activity; protein binding; zinc ion binding. The transcript has 10 exons. Gene Ontology annotation, cellular component: membrane. The record is from RefSeq and is a predicted model, not a curated record.
AUGAACUUCAUCCCCAACAUCAGCAUCCUCAUCACCACUGUCAUAACUACAUACAACAACACUACAGUGAACAACAAUGUCAUCACAAGCAAUACCGAUACUGACAUUAUACCCAACAAUGUUGACCGAGACAUUCCUGAGAUCAACAAAGAUUUACAUCUUCGAGAGGGAGACAUUUUGGAGAACAAGCACAGGAGUGCUAUUUUAGGAGAUGAUUACAGAUGGGAGUCUCCUAUUCCCUAUGUGCUAAAUGAAGACCUUGAUAUGAAUGCCAAAGGUGUUAUUUUGAGGGCCUUUGAACAGUUCAGGUUGAAAUCAUGUAUAGAUUUCAAGCCAAGGGAGAGUGAGGACUACUACAUCUCAGUUGAGAAGAAGGAUGGGUGUUACUCAUAUGUAGGGAACACAUUCACUAACGGCCAGGUUCUCUCCAUUGGUGCUUAUUGUGACACCAUUGCUAUUGUCGAACAUGAGUUUCUUCAUGCUCUGGGUUUCUUCCAUGAACAGUCCAGAUAUGACAGAGAUGAGUAUGUCACAAUUGUCUGGGAAAAUAUCUUGGCAGGAAGAGAGAGCAAUUUCAAUAAGUAUAAUAAGGAUGAAAUCACUACCCAGGGUACUCCAUAUGACUACACCUCUGUGAUGCACUACGGGAAAGAUGCUUUCACCAAUGGAAAUGGGUCCACCAUUAUCACAAAGCUGCCUGUGUUCCAAGAUGUGAUUGGUCAGCGACUGGACAUGAGUUCCUAUGAUGCUUUAGAACUCAAUAAACUUUAUCAGUGCAAUGCAUCCAUCUCAUUCCUGGACCACUGCAGUUUUGAUAAUGGGAGUCUGUGUGAGAUGAGUGUCUGUUCUCGCUCUGACCAUGGAUGGGAAAGAGUGACCAAUGUCACUGGAGGUCCCCACUCUGACCACACUUACAUGGGGAGUGAGUCUCAAGCUGGAUUCUUCAUGCAUAUCAGCACAGUAAAUGGUCUGGAAGGUGACACAGCAAAACUGGAAACCAGGAGAGUGAUACCAAGACGACACUGUAAAGUUCAGUGUCUGCAGUUCUUCUAUUACCACAGUGGAAAUGACUCUGACCAGCUCAACAUCUGGAUCAGAGAGUUUGACAGUGAGGCUGACCCGAAUGGAACACGCAGACUGAUGGGCCAGAUCACAGGUCCCCCAGCCAAUUACUGGCAGCUCCAUCAUGUACCCCUUAAUGCUACAAAAACAUUCCAGGUGGAAUUUGAAUCACAUAAAGGAGCAGGAAGUUCCACUGGUGGCUUUUCUGUGGAUGAUAUUAACCUGUCAGAGACUGAGUGUCCACACAACACUUGGCAGAUAAGAAACUUUGAAGAGCUUUGGAAUUCGAGUUCUCCAGGGACUGACAUAUUUAGCCCAAGAUAUUAUUCUCCUGAAGGCUAUAGUUAUCAAGCAGCUGUAACAUUCUACACAGAAAAUGCUUUUGUCCAUGUGCGUCUGGUGUCUGGGGCCUAUGAUGAUCAGCUGCAGUGGCCUUGUUCACUGAGGCAAAUAACCGUUUUACUGCUUGACCAGCACCCUCACAUCCAACAACGUAUGUCAAGACAGAAGAGCAUCACCACAGAUUCACAGUGGGACAACCCCCAGGUGAUUGGAACUCCGACAGGCGAGAACAACAACACAGUUUAUGCAACAGAAUGGUUUUACACAAACUUUUACGUGGAAAGAAAAAACCUCAAGGACCGAGCAUUUGUUAAAGGUGGUGAUGCCUUCUUAGUCCUUGAUAUGCAGGGUAAGUGUUAA